GAUAAAGGUCUCUCCUCCUUCUUCUCGUACCGACUACAUACCAAGGUGACGGGCUUGUCACAUUCUAUCGCGUCUUCGAUCCAUUGGCGCGAAAAACUAGACCUUUCUCGCUCCUCUUCUAUUUCCUUUUCAACCCUUCUCUCAGGGUAUUCUUUCAUCUCUUCUCAAGAUUUCAUCAAAACAUACAUAAUAGGAUAAUAUGUCCUUCUCAUACACUACACCUCCCGGCCAUCCGGGCGCCGCUUACUACGGCUUCUCGACCAGCGCUUCCCCUUCGCCUGCCGGCUCGCCAUCUGGAUCCCCAGGAUACUCUUCUUCACGACACCCAUUCCGAACUCAUUCUCGACAUACAAGUUAUGCAGAUACUACUACAUAUAGAGCGUCCACUACUGAGGCGAGGCCUUUCUCUCCCAGAUUUACUUCAAACGGAUACUACGCUACUGGUGCUGGUCCAAAUGUGAGUCGAAACAAAAGUUCUUGGUCAUCACCGCCGCCGCGUCAUGAGACAGAGGCUCAGUAUUCUUACUCCCACCGAACCCCUCAUGGGGGUGCCGAGGACGACGAAUAUUAUGAAUAUUUAGAAGAUGUAGACGGGACAAUAUAUUUGUGCAGAGUGCCUCGUCGAUCGGCGGCGCACACACCUUACAAGUAUAGUAGUCAUGGUACUGAUAAAUAUUACAACCAGAGCCCAAAGUAUGCUGAAGAUCCUGAGUCGUCAUACAGACAUCGUCGAAAUGCUUCAACUACAGCUACACCUCAACGACCAGCGACCACUCGACCCGGAGCAACUCGUCCUACGGCCACUUCAACUAGGACUAAACCUCAACCACCCCCGGAAAAGGCCACUGAAGCCGAUGCGCGCCGACACCACAUCCCAGCCGGAUACUCUCUUAAGAAUUGGGAUCCAACCGAAGAACCCAUCAUGCUCCUCGGCAGUGUUUUCGACGCCAACAGUCUUGGCAAGUGGAUCUACGACUGGACUGUCUACCACCACGGUCCUGCUACCCCACUAUCCGAUAUGGCUGGUGAACUCUGGUUACUACUCAUUCAAUUAGCCGGCAAGGUCAAGCGUGCAGAGGAGUGCAUGCCACGCAUUCGACAACCAGAUAAUAGAGAAAUGGUCGACGAUUUCAUUGAGUCUGGAGAACGCUUGACAGACAAGUUAAAGAAACUCCUCAAGGCAUGCGAAGCACCUAUGUUGAAGGCAGGUCGAAGCGGAACCAAGUCGGCAACAACACAACUCGGCAAGAAUGCCGGUACUGAAUUUGUUGACUCGAUCUUUGGACGCGACAGACAACUUGAACACACUGAGAAGUUCAUGGCAUCAGUUCGAUUAUGGAAUAUGCGAUUUGACGCCAACUGCGAAGAAAUUCUCCGCAAGCCGGGUCAACAUGCUUAAAUACACUCAACACAUGUUUCAAUACAUCACACAACAAACAAAAAAAUAUUAUGGAUCCAUACACAAACGGAUUAGAAGGAGGGAGUUUGUUUAUUUCUUCCAUCAUCUCGAUUUCUUACGAAUCAAACGAUACCCAUGGGACCAUUAUGAAUGUGUUCUCAUUUGCUUUACGGGGCAGUCAUUGUAAGAUAAAAAGGAUGGUUUACAAAGGGAGGCGCAAGCCAAAACUUUCCGGUUCAGUCAGGCAUUGGGCGGGAUUUUUCUAAAAGAUUACAUUUGCAUGUUGGACAAGGCAUGUUUAUUAUAGCGGAUUGGGAAAAAAGUUUAUGCAUUUUCCAUCGGUAUUGGAGAUUGUUAAUUAAAGGGUAGUAGCUCGAUGGAUGGAUUGUUUUGUUUGAUUUUUAUUUCUAAGAUUAUCACGGUUGUUCAAAGACAUGCGGCGGGACUUUUAUUUUAUUUUACGCAUUUAUGGGAAAGGAAAAUGGAUUGGUAGGGUUCAAUGGCGAUGGCAAAUUUGUAAUAGUAGUUUUUAGUAGCUCGACGGGGCAUGGUUGCUUGCUGGCUUUGGCUUUGCUUUGGCGUUUGCCCAUCACACGGCACGGAGAUGAUUUCGAGAGAUCGCAUCGUCUGGAUAUACCCUUCAUAUACUUCUGUUUGAGUUUUAGCUUUGUCAAUCAUUGGCUGCCGCGAAUAGUUUCAAUUCAUGGAAAGGACAUUUUCUCUUCUUCACAUUCGCGUCGCUUUGAAAUUAUGUGUAUAUGCA
This is a messenger RNA of Botrytis cinerea B05.10, 2162 nucleotides long. RefSeq lists its product as hypothetical. The record is from RefSeq and is a predicted model, not a curated record. The transcript has a single exon. Bases 200 to 1399 code for a protein of 399 amino acids. Lineage: Eukaryota; Fungi; Ascomycota; Leotiomycetes; Helotiales; Sclerotiniaceae.